Aedes albopictus (Asian tiger mosquito) is the source of this 25238-nucleotide messenger RNA. RefSeq lists its product as uncharacterized. The transcript is spliced from 2 exons. The record is from RefSeq and is a predicted model, not a curated record. Gene Ontology annotation, molecular function: RNA-DNA hybrid ribonuclease activity; nucleic acid binding. Lineage: Eukaryota; Metazoa; Arthropoda; Insecta; Diptera; Culicidae. The coding region runs from base 23356 to 25236 and encodes 626 amino acids.
UACCAGUUUGACGGUUCGAUAAGAUAUUUUUGGCUUCACACUACAGUAGACGUUCGGUCGGUGCAAACGGUUUAACUGCAAGUUCUGUAACUGCAACAAAUUUGCAGUUAUCGCACCGCGAAAUGUCAGAAUAGUGCGCCAUAUUAGCCCAAAUGAACAGUCGGAUGAAGUUCACGUUCAUUUUACGCCAGUUGAUGGUUUGUUGACACUGUCAGGCGUUGCAGUUAUCGAAUUUUCGUUCGCUAAGUGAAACGUAAACAUAUUGCAGUUAUCGAACGUCUACUGUAUUCGCUUCUCUAUUUUCUCUGGUUCAACCUACUUCAUUGAACAGUACUAAUAUGUGUGAUAAAAACAUAAGUCCUGUUCAACGACGUAGGUUGAACUUGCUCGAAGUUGCUGCAUCCCGCUGAAUAAAUAAAAAAAAAUAGCUAUAAAACUUAAGGUCCCGUUAGACCGUUAUGGGAGGUAUGCACUUCAAACGGAAUCGCUCAAGUAAUUUUCGUUCAGUGCAUUAUUUUUCCGUGACCGAAAUGGUCAAGAAAUUUAACACAGCAAGCCCCAUUUGAUUUGACGUUUCGUUUCAGCUCCGUACUAGGAUUCGGAAUAAAGCGACGCUUUAUUAUUUCUUGAGCGAUUCCUUGCCUGAAUUUUCCACGCAUCGAGAUAGGCCAAGAAAUUUCUUGCGAUCAGCGUACUACCCAUUAGACAUGACAAAUAUUUCGCCAAAGAAGCCCAACAAAUGACCAACACAACGUAAAUCAUGGCAACCUCGGAUGAAUGACGGACUGCAAUGGCAAAUAUUUGUCAUUAUGACAAACAGUCUAAUGGCCCCUUUAAGAUCCCAGUACACAGGGUGUAAAGACACUGUAUGCUAAAGAUACGAAAUCUGAUGAUUGUCGCGUCAUGACGAUGAUGCUGUAGAGCAAAGCUUUUAAAACGCGUUUGACAGGUCUCCUCUUCGAUUGGAAUGACAUUGACAGCAAAUUUGGAAUUCCAAUUGGAACAUUUCGUGUCUUUGCAUAUAGUGUCUUUACUGUUAAAGACACACUCUAUGUGUGGUACCUUGUGGUAUGCACAUAAUAAAUUAUUGUAUUACUCUAUUACGUUUAGCGUGUAUGUUUACAUUGAGUAUCUGUCAUAUGCGGAGAUAUUGUUAUUGUUGUCUGGAGUGUGAAUCAUUGUAUGUAAUAUUGAAGUAUCGGUAAUAAAGUGUAUACAAAUAAUGAAUACAGUUGUUGAAUAAUCAUUACAGAAAAAAAUUCUCACAUUGGCGACGAGAACGGUGAACAGUGCAUGUGAAAUUAGUUUAAUUUCGGCUCGGGAAGUGUUGUCUUUAGAAAAAGAAUGAGAUGAGUGGUGUGUGUGUGUGUGGUGCAUGCAGAGUGGUGAUGACCUCCAGGUGAUGACUUGUGAAUGAAUUUCAACAUUGAAAUCAAAAAGGUAAAUAUUGUGUACUAACUGUUCAAUAUGAAUCAAACAAUCUAUUUGUACCUUCGACUAAUGACAAUGAUCAACCUGUGAGAGAUUUUGAUGGUGAUCGGUAUUGUUUAGUUCAAAUCGAUGACAAUCACUAUUGUCAGAUAAAGAAAUAAAGAAUUGUGAAGAAAAUCUAAGUUUUGUUGAUUGUGAUAUUGAUACUCGUUGAAUAGGGUUGUUGUCCUAAAUCUAGACUUAAAUGCUGAAUGAUGAAUGAAGUAUUGAUUUGUUAAACGGAUGGCCGUGGAAGGCGUAGAGGUGAAACAAUAUUUUGAAAUCAAAUUUUGCCGUUGCUGUUAAAAGCCAGUGAAGGCGAUAAAAGCCAAUGAAGGCGAUAAAAGCUAAUGAAAGCGACAUUCUUGAAAUAGCCGUAAAAGGCGGAAAGGAUUACAGAUAGAAAAGCCGUUGAAGGCGGAAAAUGUUAUAGGCAGAAGAGCCGACUAAGGCGAAAAACUGUCGAUGGCGGAAAGAUCCGUCGGAGAGUGAAAAGCUGUUGAAGGCGGAAAAAGCCGUUGAAGGUGGAAAUGCCGUUGAAGGCGGUAAGACCUGCAAGGCAGAUAUAGUCGAUUCUUUGUAGAGCCGUAUAAGGCGAAUUGUGUUAUUAAAAAUUAAAGUACUAAAAACGCAACAGUGUCGUAAAUUUCGUAAGAAACAGAUUACCAGCCAACGCAGAUUUAAGGGCUGUUUGCAGAUCAGAGGGAAUUUCUCGGCCUAUCGAGGCAUGGGAAAUUCCUUGGCUGAAUCACUCAAGAAACCGUUUUUUCUUCGAUCGCAGUACGCAGUUGCAAAGAAAUGACAGUUCAAAUGUCACCAUAGAAAGUUUCUGCCAGGAAUCGUUCUAGAAGUUUCUUGAGCGAUUUCUCUUGAACUCCAAUCUGGGCUUUUUAGUUAAAUUGAACCAUUAAAAAUGAAAUUUCACACCAAUUAAGUGGCAGCUGAGAAGGCGAAAGACAAAACUAAACUUUAAGCUGAGCGUGACUAGAAAAACAGUAACGAAUAGUAUUUGAAUAUGUUCCAAAUGCGAAUAUAACUGAGCAGAUACUGAGGUUGUUGUGGACCCACCUCAGGUGAUAUAUAUUGAAGUUAUCAUUGCUCAGUAAAGUAUAAUAAGUCUACGGAGACGUAAAAAGGGUUGGCUCUUGAAACCAAAUUAACAUGAAGACAUGAUUUAACUAAUGCUUUGUCCUCUCUUACAAGACUUCAAGAAAAUUAACAUCAAUGUGUGAGAAUAAUUGAACUGUCUUGGUAGUUUGCAAGAUAGGAAGUCAAAAUGACAGUUAAAGCAUUCGUUGAAGCUAGAUGACAUAUUCAGAGCAGUUGCUAACCACGAUCCUGUUAAGUAUCAUGCUAGUCAAAUGGCUAGUUGAAUUGGAUAUUUUAAAAAAUCGAACAAUAAAAAAAUGAAACUUUCGGCUUAACUGGAAGUCUCAAGAAUUCGAGUAAAAGGCACUUUAUAACCUAUUGAAUGCCACUAAAUGUUUAUGCGAUUCAAAUACAGUGAGUUCUUGAGUAAUCACUUCUGAAGUCUUUGAAUAUAAAAUGUAUCGGGUGUGGUCAGGAGGGGCAUUUUGACUUAUGAUUGUCUAACACUAUGGAUAUAGUGCCAUUUUUGCUAAUGAACUGCAAAUAUUGUAUGCAUGUGUCGCUCACAUAGAUUUUUGCAAUUUGUCAUAGAUAACCCUUUUCAUGUGUAGAUACACAUAGUUUAUAUAAGGUCCUCCGAUUUUAUGUGUGAUCCAGCGUGGAAAACGAGUAUGUGUGUACAAAUAAAAUUUAUAUAUCAAACUCAUGGAUUUUUACCAAUAAAAAUGCGUGUACAUGUAUAAGUGAUAUUUGUGUUAAUAAGUUCAUUGAAAAUUUGAAUAAAAACGUGCUUUAAAUUGUUUCAGUACAAAGAAAUGAAUCGUAGAGGCAAGCGUAAGGGCCAUCAUGACACAGACAAUCAUGGUCAGUGUGCACUACGUCAGACUUGUGAAAUAAGUGAUAUGAUAGACAGAUGAUUGGGCUUUGCAAUAAUGCAGAAUAUUCUAGUUCGAUCCAACGAACUGAGAAUAUUAUCUGUUUGGGCUCGGCCGUGAACCCAACGAUUUAUAAGCAGAACGAUGGACUGGGAGAAUAGGCUCCUAAAGUCCUAUCGGAAUUCUUGUUUUAAAUCACAAUAUAUGGUUCAAGAGUACAUAUUUACUCAUUUUUUGACGUUUUUAUUAACCGUAGUUGAAAAUAUAUAAUUUUUAUUUUUUUAGCAUUUUGUCUCGUCCCUAGCUUAUAACACAUACUUAGAGUGAUUUUUUUUCACCGUGUAUGUCAGAUAGGAACAUUUUUGAAAUCCCAGUGCGAAAAAUGUCGAGCUCAGUCACAGAAGGUUGACCUCAAAUGUCAAAGUAGAACUAUUUACCAUUUUACUAAUUUCUAAUUUUCUCAUUAUUCCUUUGUUUUUCAAGUUCGAGUAAAGUACAAUUCCGAUUAGAAUACCAUGCUUGAUCGUAUUAUUCAAUAUAAGCGAGAUUUCGUCUUUAAUUUUAGGACCCUAUUGGUACUGGGACCAGUUCCAGGAAAGGGAAGGAACAAAACACUUCUACUGCUACUAUUGACUAUUUAUUCUAAUGGUGUACUGUUUAGUGGCUUCUGUCUUGAUCGCUUCAUGUCCAAGUUGGUAAUGACGAUCUCUGGCUUGGUUGUCCCCUUUUAUAUGCCAAGGAGCCCAUCUGUCGCGUAGCGGUUGCUAACGCCGUUGUUGAUCCGGGUUGUCGUUGUUCCAUUGGUAACUGCGAUGAAUUCUUUGGGAAGCGCUAGGCGCGAACAUUAUCAAUAUGAUGAGCAUAUGUAGAAAAUCAGAGUUACUUAAAGAUAAAAAGUUCUAAAUUUUGACGGUACAUUGAAUGCGAAUAAUUUGGAAAAAGCUUGUUGAAAUAGCUUCAUUAGGUAUCUAGAGUGAGAACAUAACAUGUUGAGGGGCUUUUGCAAUAUUUUGGAGGUACACCAUUAAAAUAAGUCCUGCAGUUCAGAACCCGAAAGAGCGACAUCAAAGGAACAAAUUUUUGGUUUUGUAAUGUUAAAAUAGGUUUGAUUGAGCACGAAUCACCAGUUAAUGCGGAGGAAUAUGCAUCGUAGAAUGUAAACCUAUUCCUUGACCUAUUCAACGACCAAACCGAAGUGACUGGCGGUGCGAAAAUUGAUGUUUAACCUUCUUAUAAACAUAGCAACUCGAUUUAGAUUAGUGCUAAUUUCAGCUCUUAAGUAGCUUAAUGAUGCGCAAUACCAGCAACCGGUUCAAAUUUACAUGCAACUUUGCAUGUGCUUUGCGUGACUUCGAUUUGGUACUGCGUCGAUGAUGUAUGUAUUAAGAAUUUGAGAUAAUUAUAGGAUCACAACAUGAAAAAGAAGAAUGAAUAUUAAUAUUCUACUAUACUUUCAAACAGCUAGUGCGGGUGCGAGUUUUGUGAACAAUAUAUAUUAAAUAUAAUUCAAAAACUGGAUGUUUUCAAGUUUUCAAAUUACUAUUCAGCUAAAACUAGUAUUACAAAUAUUGCUUUGGACAAGUGACGUUUUCCGAAAUCGUGAUUUGAUUUAAAAAAAAGUAUCAAUCCCUUCGAUAUUUUGAAAACAAAAUCUGUAAAGCCAAACUUCUGAAUAUAUUCUGAACAAGAAACGAGUUCCAGCAAAGUUCGCUAAAAAAAACAUGAAAUGAAAUAGUGUUUGUAUAACACUUGGACACUUUGGAUCGAAAACGAGUUAAUGGAUAUUGAUAAUCUUUCCACUUCGUGCAGUGUUCCGACAUAUUAGUUAAAAAAAUGUCUGAAUAAUAAUCUGAAUAUACAUGCCUUAUGUAUGAGAUUCUUCUAUGAAAGGACAUGUCAAAAAAAAAAAUCAGUGGGCAGUAUACAAUGUUUGCAUGCUAGCUGUCAUUGAAAACAUUUGAGAAGAGGAAAGCAAUUCAAUUAAUUCAUCAGCAAAGGUACAACCACAAGUAACGGCCAAGUAAUUUACCAAAAUGCCGAGCAGAGAUGGAUGACCAAAUGGAUGACUGUACUUCUAAUUCUGAUGUGAGACUGAAGCGAGACGUUCAUAAACUGAGGAGACUAUAAGCGAAACAACGUGGAGUGACCUUGCUGCGGAUCUGGAGAAAAAACGAGAUGUGGUACCUUGUGGUAUGCACAUAAUAAAUUAUUGUAUUACUCUAUUACGUUUAGCGUGUAUGUUUACAUUGAGUAUCUGUCAUAUGCGGAGAUAUUGUUAUUGUUGUCUGGAGUGUGAAUCAUUGUAUGUAAUAUUGAAGUAUCGGUAGUAAAGUGUAUACAAAUAAUGAAUACAGUUGUUGAAUAAUCAUUACAGAGAAAGAUUCUCACACUAUGCAAAUGUUUGUCCUAAAGACACUAUAUGCAAAGACACGAAAUGUUCCAAUUGGAAUUCCAAAUUUGCUGUCAAUGUCAUUCCAAUCGAACAGGAGACCUGUAAAACGCGCUUUAAAAGCUUUGCUCGACUGCAUCAUCGUCAUGACGCGACAAUCAUCAUCAACAGCAACAAUCAUCAGAUUUCGUAUCUUUAGCAUACAGUGUCUUUAGUUUGUCCAAAAAACCAGAGAAUUUGUUAUAGAGAUGCGCGAAGUCUGAAACCAUAGGUUCCAUUUUAAUCGUCAAACGCGGUCCCAAUCGAGCAAAUUCAAAGAAAUAUUGCGGAGAUUCCACCUGUUAAGACACGAAAAUUAUGCCGUUUUUCUUUAUUAUCCAGUUCCAACCUGGGUUGGAACUGAAUCAGAUCACAGUUUCAACCCCAACCCGAUUUCGGUUUCGCUUGUACUAAAGUUGGUUUGACGUUGUUUGUUUACACAUUUUCCGCUAAUCCAGUUCCAACCCAGGUUAAAAAAGAAAAACGGCAUUAGUUGCGUGGAUUUUUCUUGCGUGGGCCCACAGAUGUGAAAACAGACCGUGUGCUGGCGAAUAUUUCACACUGCAUUGUUGAGUACACCUUUGGCGAGAUUUUGCAUUGUAAACAAACAUUUAUAAUACAUCUACGCAAAAAAUAAACCUAAUAUUUUUUUUUGCGCCAGAAUCUGCAAAUCUCCGCAAUGAAAUAGAACAACAUGGAAAACAAAGCGCAACAUGAAAGCACACACUGAAAUUGUUGUGGAAACUACCGAUUCUAUAGUAAAAUUACUAACCGUGCCUAUGAUUCUCAACCGACAACAAAAUCUGUGAAGUUAACUGAAAUAUGAUUGAAGUUACAAAGUAUUGCAGUAAAUUUGACUACAAGCGUAGUCACCUCAACAACAAAACAUUGUCAAUUUUUCCUGGACACGCAAAUAACAACACAGUAUAGUUAAACAUACAAUAGAGGUAAUCACGUUCAAAUGUAUGCGUGCCUUUUUAGUAGAUGUAGUUGUGAAACUGCGAGGAAAAUAUUUGCACUCUUGCCCCGGACGUUAGUUUUAUCAUUAUUUACCCGUUUUACCCAAUUCGAUUGGGUAAUAUUUGCAUAUGCAAUCUGAAUAGCCUUUCAAUCGGCGUGCACUUUUGUGUGAGGAAAAAUUUGCUCUAGUGUUCGUGUGUUGAAAUGUCACUUAUCUCUAUGCCCAGUAGGCCUGUCCAGCUUUUCAAAAAUGUUCUCUGAUUCUCAAGUCCAUCCCUAUAUUUUGAUUGGCAUCAUAGAAGAAGUAACUGGUCAAAAUUUCAGCCAAAUCCAUUGAAAUUAAGAGGUGCAUCAAAUCAAUUUUGUGUUUUUCGACUAUUUUUGAACUUCAAAAAAUCAUAACUACACUAAAACUUGUCAAAACUUUAUUCUUUUGGCAGAAAUUGAAAGCGAUACUUGUUUGCUAAAACUUCUCCGAACAACGUGUGCCAAUAAAAUUGAAGGAAACAUGUGUAAUUAUCACAUUUGUGAUCAGAAAAACUUUAAAAAGUUGACACCAAAGCUGUAGGAGUUGAGCAAAAAUUACUAAAAUUCGUGAAAGCCAAAUGUGGCCUAAAAACUAGCUUUUUGGAGGCAAUCACGUUGUGGCGCGAAAUUGUACUGAACGUAGUAGCUUUGCUUCCUUGUAGUUUGCCUUGGCUACUCCCUAUCACGGGUGAUAACAAACAAGCGUGAUGACAGGUGUUGGCUAUCAUAUCAGUGCUGACGCGAUGCCACUUUUUGCCCGCCAAAGCGUGAUUGCACCCGAAAAGCUAGUUUUUAGGCCACAUUUGGCUUUCACGAAUUUUAGUAAUUUUUGCUCAACUCCUACAGCUUUGGUGUCAAGGAAGCAAAUAACCACAACACAUUGGAGAAUAUGAUGCCGUUUUAAAAAAUCCUACUUAUUACGUAUAUUAGGGUGCUCCGGUACGAAAUCUAUCAAAAAAUCAACUUUUUAAAGUUUUUCUGAUCACAAAUGUGAUAAUUACACAUGUUUCCUUCAAUUUUAUUGGCACACGUUGUUCGGAGAAGUUGUAGCAAACAAGUAUAGCUCUCAAUUUCUGCCAAAAGAAUUUAGUUUCGACAAGUUUUUGUGUAGUUAUGAUUUUUUGAAGUUCAAAAAUAGUCGAAAAACACAAAAUUGAUUUGAUGCACCUCUUAAUUUCAAUGGAUUUGGUUGAAAUUUUGACCAGUUACUUCUUCUAGGAUGCCAAUCAAAAUAUGGGGAUGGACUUGAGAAUCAGAGAACAUUUUUGAAAAGCUGGACAGGCCUAAUGCCCAGCUGUUGAAUUAAUAUUAUUUUUGGUAAUGUUAACUGCACUGUUAGUCAAACUGACAGUGUUUUAGUGGAAUUAACUGGAAAUUGUUGUCGGUUGAGAAUCAUAGGUACGGUUAUUAAUUUAACUAUGGAAUCGGUAGUUUCUACAACAAAAUUUAUUUCAGUGCAUGAAAGUGUGUUAGUGCCAAAGCAUGACGUCACUUGUUUGCUUAACAUCUUAUGGACAGAUCAGACUAACACGUACGUAAAAAUAUAAUUUUGUUUACUGCAAAAUAUGAUUGCUAUUGGGCGUGAUGUAAAUAAACAUAACCAAAAUUCUCUUCGCGCUUCUCUAUAACAAAUUCUCUGACCACUACAUCACCGACGCUGACCUCGGGUCUUAUUCACCUUGACAGAGCUCUGACCUGCCAUCUAGGAAAAGUUGCCGUGUGCGUGAAGCAUUGCUGGCGGAGUAUAGGAAAAAAAGUUUAAAAUGCUUCUAAAAAAUUUACGAAAAUUGAAAUGCAGGUUAAAGGUGUAGCGUAUAGGUGCCUUGCACCUUGCAGGUGCAAGGUUAGGCUAUUGAUUAGCAACACAAUAAACACAUAUUUUUGAUUUCAAUUUUGUGUUCUAGAUUAAUGCAAGGUAUGCACUUCAAACGUAAUCGCUCAUGUAAUUUUCGUUCAGUGCUGAUAAUGUAGUUUUUCAAAAUUCUUACCUCGUACAUUAACCCACAUUUCAAUAAAAGUUAUCGUUAAUUUUAUAGAAGCAUUUUAAACUUUUUUUUUUCAUAUACUCCGCCAGCAACGCUUCACGCACACGACAUUUUUUUUUCCUAGAUGGCAGGUCAGAGCUCUGUCAAGGCGAAUUAUUUUAGAUGAAAUAUUGUACAUAUUGAUUUAUUUUAGACCGAAGUCGAUAUGUGAAAUCAAAUAUCCCCAACAAAAGUUCGCCGAAGUAAAAACGUCGGCAUUCUAAUUGAAGCGUCACUGACACAGGCAAUUCUUAUGCGUCGGCGAACCCCAAAUUAGAAUGCCGACGCCGAACUUCACCGAAGUUUUGACUUCCGAAGUUCCAAAAUUCUCUCGCAUGAUCAAUACAAACCCACCAAGUUUCACGACAAUCGGACAUCGGACACUUCUCAAACGUCAAAUUUCAUGUGAGAGCAAGCAGGUCAGUAUCCGCACAUAUUUAUUUAUUGGCAAAAAUCUAUCUUACUGCAUUAUUACAAUGCGCGCAUAAACGUUCUCUACGCAAGGCUACACAUAAAAUCUAAUAGUCGGAUGGGAAAUAUAUGCAGUGGCAUUGUAGCGGUCCUGCCGACCGAAGGAAGCAUUUCCCUCCCUGUAUCGAAUAAAUCUAAAGAUCAAUGAUCACCAUUAAUCUAAGAAAGACCCUUUAUUUCCUCAUGGUGCUCCACGCAAUUAGUGGAUUACAUCACAUGUGGAUUUCACGGUCAUGUUUAUAGACCAACGCCGGUUAACCAAGAAACAAGCGAUGCAAGCAGAGAGAAUGCUUACUGCUUGUUGCUGGUUGACCUGGUGAUAUAACGUUCUCGCUCCAAUGCCGGAGAAAUGUUUUUCUUUUAAUUUUUGUUUGUCGCCCGGUAGCGCUGACUGAACCCCAACAAGGUCUCAGUCACGCGGCCGAACUAAUGAAGCCAGAGUGGACGACGCCCGUUUUGGCUUUUCUCUUUUCUCUCAUUUCUUUUCAGAUCGGGAGAAUGAGUUCUUGCGACGGCAAGUUAAAAGACCCGCGAUUGACGCCGGGGCGGCGUUGUAUUGUUGUGGUAUCCAUUCGGUCUGUCUGCGGUGUCCGUUUGCUGUCCGUUCGCGGUUGCGUCGUCGUCCGGGUCGUUGUGGCUUUACCGGUGGUGCGGUUUUAGUUAAGAGUGAUAACGUAAUUGAGUAAUUUUAGUUAGUUAAGAGUGUUAACGGAAUUAAAGUAAUCUUUCCCUGAAUAGUAAACAUUAGUGAACAUUCGAAGGAUUUUGUUGUGACUUUAGAAGGGAAAGAAAGAAAUCCAGUGCCGUGCCGCUCACGGUCCUACAUUCUACGCGUGUGCUUCGACAUUCUACAUUCUGGUGACAGCGCAAAAGCGCUAAACAAGUACAGGCACGCCGUUUGUGAUUGGAAAGUGAAAAAGAAUAAAAACCUAUCGAAGUAUCUAAGACCCAGCUGGUUACUACAGAAGAAAUCGUGUAAGUGUUGCGCAGAAAACUAUUAGGCGAAACAGUGUGAAUCAUGCAGUUGAGUAGAACUCUUGAACCGUGCACAGUUUGAGUGUGAUGCUGAUCUCGGAUUCCUUUCAACGAAAAUUGUUGUGUUAAUCAUCGAGUCAAAACAGAGAAGAAGUUGGACCCACUGGAUACUACUGAGUCGCACAUUUGCAAACCGCUUGCAAAUCGAUCACUGCCAGAUCAUUUCCUACAAGAGGAACUAGGUAUCUUCAUCGGACCCAGCAAUAUGAUGCCGAAUAAUGGGUAAGUCGAAUCAAUAUUUUUUUAAUUGAGUGAUUUUAAGUGCGUAUGUGUAUAUGAUUUUGGUUCUCUUAGCACAAAAUGAAAGUUACAACAUUCUAAUGGAAUGAUAUUAUUGUUUUUUUUUUAUUUGAGUUUGAGAAAGGCAAGUAACAAAAAUUACACGUAAAUAAAUCCUUUUUUUAUAAUUAUAUUUGUUGGCUUUUUCACAUGAACUCUUGAUCAAAUUGAAGAUUAUGAACUAUGAAUAUUGCAAUCUUUGGAAUGCUUGAACAUUUUAUGGCAGUUUCGUUUCUCAAGAUCAUGUUAGUAAAGCAUGUAGAAAAAAUAUUGCAAAAUUUAUAAGAAAAGUUUAAUUUUAAUGAAUCAUCUUAUUUAAUCAUGUGGUUAUAGAGGAACGAAUCUAUCAAAAAUCUAUCAACAAUUUAUUUCCCGGUUGGUUUCUCCUACUAUUUUUACGGAUUUGGAAUGAACAUGGGUGUAAUUAGAAACAAACAUAGGUUGCUGGAGAUGAGAGCAAAGAUCGUGUUACUGCGACAAACACGGCCAAACCCUAUCGUUAAAACUUUAUUUUUCGCGCUUUUCGAUUAUUGCUUUUAUGGAUGGCCAUGUGAUGAUAUUAGGAGUGUUGAUGGCACGGCUUGAUUUAUGGAUGAUAUUAAUUGAUAUCUAUUGAUAUAAAUUAAAUAAUUUGCUGAAGGAAAAAUUAAACAUGAAGAAACACGACGGGAAAAUAGUUCUGUUUUAUUCUAUAGUUCUCUCGUAAUUGAUUAUGGAUUUUGCACUUGCGUGGAAUAAGUAACUGUCACAAAAUUAUUGGCCACAGAUAACUCAUUUAUAGAAGUAGCACUCUCCAUAGCUCCUCAAUUUAAAAAAAAUGGCAUUUCCUAGAUAUUCCCAACGGGAUAGAUUCUUCCGGGAGUCGCGAGACAGGCUCGAGAGAGAGUAUGAGGAAGAGGAAUUAAGAGGCAUUCAUAGGCGACUACAACCGGGUUGGGUUGAUAAGCCACGAGGCAAUAACAACAACUACUACUACCGGAACACUAACAACACCGACAACAGCAAUUACAACCAUAACAACAAUAAUUACAGUCGCAACAACAACAAUUACAACCACAACAACUACAAUUACUACCAGAACAACAACAAUUACAACCACAACAACUACAACAACAAUGGUUAUAAUCAACAUAACAACAAUAGCGAUGCUGUUAACAAUAAUAAGGCAGCAAUGGAAGCAGAGAAAUAUAAGGAAUUAUGGGAGGAAUCAGAAGAAUCAAAAGCUCGAUUAGAAAGACUGUUUCAACGUGACAUAAAAGAACUUUAUGAAGAUAGGCGGGAUGCUGCUAACGAUAUGGCUGCAAAAGAAAAGAAAUUUGUUAACAAGUUGAAAGCUUUGGAAGCUAAGCUGAACAAUGAGAAAAUAUUGAAUGAAACAUUAAGCCAGGAAGUCACUAUGCUGAAGAUGCGAGAGGAAGAGCAUGCUUUAUCGGUUGCUGAGAACAAAACGGCAAUUAAUUCCGAAUUGGAAAGUAAAGAAAGUGAAGUACGCAAGUUGAAGGUGCAACUCUAGAGCAAUAAGAAGAACUGAGAAGAAGUUGGCCGAACUGAACUUCACCAUCCAGGAAAUGAAGAAGCGUUCCGUGGAAGAUUCUGAUAUUGCGAAGGAACUGGAGGAAGCGAAGAAGAAGAUGAACAAGGACAUCGAAGUACUGCAGCGGCAAAUCUUCGAACUGCAAGCCACCAACGAUCGGCUGGACAAGAGUAAAACGAAUAUCCAAUCGGAACUGGAGGAUGCCACCAUCGAACUGGAGACGCAGCGUACUAAGGUGCUAGACUUGGAAAAGAAGCAGAAGAACUUCGACAAAGUUCUCGCCGAGGAGAAGCCGUCAACGAUCAGCAUGCCCAGGAACGGGAUGCUGCCGAGCGGGAAGCUCGCGAAAAGGAAAUCAAGGUGUUGUCGUUGACGCGGGAGCUGGACGAAGCGGACGAGAAGAUCGAUGACCUGGAAACGAAACGGAAAGCACUGCAGAACGAGUUGGAGUCGAAGUUUAUGGAAUUCGAGCAAAAGACUUUGGAUUUGGAAAAGCAGAAGCAUUACAUGAAAACAGUUAUUAUUAGUUUAGAGCAAGAAAAAAGUGACAUUUCUUCAAAGUUUGUGGGUUUCGAACGAAAGAUUUUGAAUCUGGAAAUGGAGAAUUACCGUAUGGAGACGGUUAUUAUCAAUUUAGAGCAAGAGAAGAAUGACCAAUCUUCGAAGUUUAUGGAUUUCGAGCGAAAUAUUGUGGAUCUGGAAAAAGAAAACCAUCGUAUGAAAACGGUUAUCAUCAAGCUGGAGCAACAGAAGAGCGAUCUUACUAAAAAAUUGCCAGAAUCUAUUGAUAAAUCGGAAAAGCUACUCAGUGAAAAGGAUACGUUGUCAACUAAAGUUCAAGAACUAGAAGAAAAUUCAAAAUGUUUCAGUAGCUAUGAAAAAGUUACAAGUUUCAAAGGUCCAAUUGAUAAUUUUUGCGUAAUUAAAGAGGAAACGCAGAACAAAUUGACUUCACCACUGAAACAACUAAAGAAUGCCCAUGCGGAGAAAGCAGUGAGCGAAUACCGCAAUACUAAAACUCGGUUGAAAUUGCAACAGCUACAAGAAACUAUCUAUGAUAACGAGAAUUUUUUUCAAGAACCCCAAAGCCAAAUCAAACAACAAGAAAGUGCUCAUGCCAAAGAGGAAGCAACUAUUGCGAGUCUCGCAAAACGAAAAGACUUCGAACCACUGGGCAAUCUUUUAAACGAGAUAGAUUUACUACGAGAUUGUGUCUUUUCGGAAAACUAUGAGUGCCUAACGGAACUUCUGUGGGAUGACCACGGUUGAUUUGAACCAAAAACAACAUUUAUCAACAAUAAAUAUUUUUUUUCUCGUUUACAACAAUUGUAAAUACCCAUACUGACAAAGGAGAGCUAAUUAUUCCUCAUGUUAAAAUAUUGUCGAUGAUAUUGACUAAUUUACACUCAUAAUCAAAUCAUUAAGGAUUAUGAAAAAUAUAUAUAUAUAGGAAUAGAUUAUACAACUUAGUUGAUCAAAUUUAAAUAAAAAUAAAGAGUGACUACAUGAUACCAAACACAUUACCUAUUACAGCAAGAGCGAUUGAUAUGAAUAAUAUCAGUGCAAAUAUAAACGAAGAUCAAGUUCAUCUGUCACCGCUCAGGAAAAAGUGGUAAAUUAAAUUAAUGAAAAAUGAGAGGAAUUUCAUACCCUCAAUAAAUACAAAAUGAAAAUUAAAAGUGAAAUGGAGAGGAAUUUCAUACCCUCUAUAAUUAUAAAAUGAAAAUUUAAUUGAAAUGAGAGGAAUUUCAUAACCUCUACAGGGUGUUCAAUAAGUUCGGAUACACCAUAUAACUUGAAUUAAUUUCACAUCUGUAAAUCAAAUUUUCAAAGUAAAUGUAUCUGUUGAAAGGUUAUAUAACACUGAUCAAAAGCAUAUGGUUUUGAAUAAAGUCUUUUUCUACUUUUUUUUAUAAGCCUUAGAUAUAUCUAAAGUUUGUUAGUUCCGGCACGCUGGAAUAAUUUUCGAUAAGUUGCUCAAGCUACAGAAGUCUAAAACGUUGACUUUUGAGUUUACAUCUCACUAUACUAAAUUUAAAUAACUAAAUUAAUAGACAAAAGCUUUACACUGCUAUUUCAGUGAUGAUAUGGUGAUAAAUUUGCAAGUUUAGUCAAAAUGUGCUUAAAUCUAUGAAAAAGGCAUAAAUCUAGGCAUAAAUACAUUAUAUAAAGCCAUUUUUGGUUAAAAUUUGCCAAAAUAGGGAUAUAAUCAAGUUUUGGAAAAGAUAAUGAUAGAUUAAACUGAGAUAUAACGCAGCCUUGCUUUUUGACAAAACAAAAAUCAUUAAAACAGGUACAGCGCCAAUUUGAGCAAUUUUAAAGAUCAAAAUAAAAUGAGUCCGUACUUCACCCAAUCUGAAUUUUAUAGAUUAUUUCGUAUGGCCAUAGUUGCUACCACUAAUGCUGAGGACAACAGCCUAAUUUGAUUUAACUUAACACCAUUACUCAAUAAAAACUAGACGAAAUACCAAUGACAGACGUGCGUGCCGGCUGAAAGGAUCUUGAGACACAUUUGCAAUUAUUACAAAAGGAUAAAGGACAGUUUGUUUCAAAACAUAUACUGUAUUUGAUCAGUAUUAUGUGAGCUUUCAAUUAAUACAUUCACUUUGAAAAUCUGAAUUACAGAUGGGAAAUAAAUUCAAUUUUACUGUGUAUCCGAACUUAUUGAACACCGUGUAUAAAAAUAAGUGAACAUUUUUCAGAAAAAGGAGGAAAUUCAUACCCUCGAUAACAAUAAAAUGAAAAAUUAAAGCAAAAUAGAGAGGAAUUUCAUACCCUCUAUAAAAAUUAAAUGAAAAUUAAGGUAACUGGUAAACUAUGAGUCUACAGCCAAAUUAUAACAAUGAAUGCGUCCGUCAAACUCAGUUUUGAAUGUACCGAAGGGCUGGAAAACCAGAGUAACUACUAUUCUGUAAGGGCCAUAGAUAUCAAAGAACAAAGAGAAAUAAAUGAUUAAGGAGAAGAAAACACACCCUCCAGGAAUACAGAAAAUACAAGGAAAUAAUUGAAGAAAAAUAAUAAAGAAGAGGAAUACACACCCUUCAAUAACAUAAUAAACGGAAAAUAUAAACGAAAGGAGAGAUGAUUUAGGAGAGGAACACGUACCCUCCAAUGAUUUAAUAGUACAGAAACUAAAACGAGAGCAAAAUUAAGCGUUUUAAAAAAAACGAAUAUGAAAACUUAAGAGAAUCAAGAGAGGAUUUACAAAGCCAUCUGAAAAUUUAAAUGAAAUUAUGAGAAAAUUUAAAACACAGAAAGGAGACAAAGCAAAUGUCUACAAAUUUUGACGAAAGAGGAAAUCCAAAACCUCUAUGAAAUAAUGAAAUAUUAAGAGAAAUUAGAGGAACCCAUAUCCUCUGUAAAAAUAAUAUGGAAUGAUAUUUACAACGUGGUUUUAUACACAAGCUAAUCAAGAGAAAUGGAGUAUACUUACAGGCCCAACCUACAACCUCAAAAGGGAAAGGGGUGGAGCAAUGCCGGCAGCCAAGGACUUGCCACAACAAACGGAGAAGGACGAAAAAGUAAGGUACCUAGAGACUCCGUGAGUUCAUUUUAUUUUUAAGCUUUUGCGGAUAUGCAAGGGAGAUAAAUAGAUUAUUGCCUUGCAUCCCUGCAACAUUAUGAUGUAGUAUGUAAGUUUGUUGUUUUUUGUUUUUUCUCCGGCAGUGUCUCGAAAAAAAAUUUUUUUUUUAUUCAUAUAGUGAAAUCCAGAUUUGAUGGAAUAUAAAAUGCAAAUUGUUUUUGGUUGACAGAAAUGAUCUUCUGAAGAUGUUUCAAUUGUGAUCAAUUGGUUUUUUUUCCUUACUUUCAAGUUUGUCACAUAAUUUGCCGAAGGCAUAAGGCUAAUGAAGUAGGCCAAUUCAUGAUGAAAUAUUUGAUUAAUAUUACAUUACACAUGUAUUAAGUUUAUUACAUUAUUAUUAAUAUUACACAUGUAUUAAGAAAAAAGGCAAAAAAAACAUUUUUCGAAAAAAAAAAACAAUAUUCGAAAAUAUAUAUUAAAAAAAAACAAUAUUCGAAAAAAAAGUAAGAUAUUUUCGAAAAAAAAAACAAAAAAAAAACAUUCGAAAAAAAAAAGUAUUUCGAAAAAAAAAUAUAAUUAAAUGCCAUUUUUAAAAGUUCACAAAAUAUAGUUCGUAUUUAAUUCGUACUUUUUAAUCUUUAAAAAUAAGGGAGUAUUUCUUUUACUAUUUAUUUGACUGAUUCGAAUGCCUACUGCAAGUUUUUCUUUGCUUCACAAAUAAAAACUUAAUUUAAGGGGGGGCGGAUGUAGCGGUCCUGCCGACCGAAGGAAGCAUUUCCCUCCCUGUAUCGAAUAAAUCUAAAGAUCAAUGAUCACCAUUGAUCUAAGAAAGACCCUUUAUUUCCUCAUGGUGCUCCACGCAAUUAGUGGAUUACAUCACAUGUGGAUUUCACGGUCAUGUUUAUAGACCAACGCCGGUAAACCAAGAAACAAGCGAUGCAAGCAGAGAGAAUGCUUACUGCUUGUUGCUGGUUGACCUGGUGAUAUAACGUUCUCGCUCCAAUGCCGGAGAAAUGUUUUUCUUUUAAUUUUUGUUUGUCGCCCGGCAGCGCUGACUGAACCCCAACAAGGUCUCAGUCACGCGGCCGAACUAAUGAAGCCAGAGUGGACGACGCCCGUUUUGGCUUUUCUCUUUUCUCUCAUUUAUUUUCAGAUCGGGAGAAUGAGUUCUUGCGACGGCAAGUUAAAAGACCCGCGAUUGACGCCGGGGCUGCGUUGUAUUGUUGUGGUAUCCAUUCUGUCUGUCCGCGGUGUCCGUUUGCUGUCCGUUCGCGGUUGCGUCGUCGUCCGGGUCGUUGUGGCUUUACCGGUGGUGCGGUUUUAGUUAAGAGUGUUAACGUAAUUGAGUAAUUUUAGUUAGUUAAGAGUGUUAACGGAAUUAAAGUAAUCUUUCUCUGAAUAGUAAACAUUAGUGAACAUUCGAAGGAUUUUGUUGUGACUUUAGAAGGGAAAGAAAGAAAUCCAGUGCCGUGCCGCUCACGGUCCUACAUUCUACGCGUGUGCUUCGACAUUCUACAGCAUAUAUAUUGAGGGAUUUGCACAAAAGUGCACGCGGCCUAUCGCUUCUGAAAGGUACAGCCGCGGUUUUCACUCCCUGUUUACUUCAUUCUUAUGGGAAAUAACAUUGCGGCGUUUCCUACGGCACGGCUGUUCCUUUCGAAAACGAUAGACCGCGUGAACUUUUGUGCAAAGCCCCUUUUUGAAACAUUUCAACGACCGCUCGGUGUUUACGUUUCAAGAAAUCUGACAAUAUUACAAAUGCUUUCUUUGAGUUUAUGUGGUUUAUGGUGCAUUUAUUUUUCGAGUGCAAAGCCUGAUUGCAAAAUUCUACACGGAAAAAUAUUAAAACCCAAAGAAUAAGUUUUAAAAACUCAAAUUUGGCUAAACUGCUUUUAGUUUUAACUCAAAGUUGGGUUGUUUUCUCCCUCGCCCCACCGCAAUGUUGUCGAAAACAAAGAGAGAAGCACCGACGCAUCCGCUGCUCUUCCGUGGAAGAAGCCAAAUUUGGGUUUUCUUGAGUUAACCCAAAUUUGCGUCAUUUGAGGCCUCCAUUGGGUGAAAAUAACUUACCAGUGGAUUAAUUUUUUUGCCGCUCUCAAACGAGAACUACUCACUCACCACUUUCGCUGUUUGACGCAAAUUUGAGUUAUUCCACGGAAGACCGGGAUUGCGUCAAAACAACUUAAAUUUGGGUUGAUUUGUAGUUCCGUGUAUGCGUGGGCACAUGGAAACUGGAUGCGGAUUUUUUUUUAGUGUAUUGUCUAUCCGGUUGGAAUCAGGACAGACAUUCAAUCAAAAAUGGCCAUUUCCUUGGACCACAAGUGUCGCAUCUGUUUCGCAUCUAGUGCGCUGUGUUGCUGACAACAACGGGAAGGAUGCGCACUACUUUUAACAUGAUUCAAAAACGUCGCGAGUUGGGUCGCGUCGCAACUUGAUUGUGCGAAGUCCGGUUUGGUGGCGGCCCGACAAUAUAAUUUCGUGCAGUAAUCCAUAUCGUUUCUCUAUGAAAUGGCUGUAUAAUAAACAGAACCCUUCUUAAACUUAUCAAAGUUAGUCAUCUAUUAUUCAGGAGUACUCACUAAACAUAUUAAAUUGCUGCGCAAGCCAUGAUUUUCUGCUUAUUUGAAAAAAAAAAAUCAUGAUUUUGCGAAUAAAAUAAUCAGAUUGCCAUAGUGAUCGCGACGUUUAAUCAGUUUACGCUGUUAAAUGAAUCCCCUUAAUAUAUUUAUUUUGUGUAAUUGUGCUUUUGUGGGUUGUUCUUGAAUAUUAAUUCGCAUUAUUAAUCGCUUGGAGAAAUUAUCAUAUCUUUGCAUCGAGUUGUGUAGGUGUUUUCUGUGCACUUAGAGCAUCGCCACGGGCGUCCCUAUCUGGGUCCCUAUCCCUAUUUCCGGGCCGUAAAUAGGGACCCAUGUUCACACCGGUGGUAGGGAAGUAAGCGCGAUGUGAACAACUACCGAGGAAUCGCGGCUCUGAGCUCUAUUUCAAAGCUGUUUGAGUUGGUCGUUAUGGCCGCUCUACCACCACCAAUUUAUUGUGCCUCACAUCGUAUAUCAUCGAAAGUAUGAAUGAACACGUGCAGACCGAUGUCAUCUACACAGACCUAUCUGCUGCUUUCGACAAGCUGGACCACGACAUUGCUAUCGCUAAACUCGACAGAUUCGGCCUCAGUUGUAAUAUCUUGCGCUGGUUCCGGUCGUAUCUCUCCAAUCGUCAACUGAUGGUAUCCAUAGGUGAUUUCAGAUCAGAACGUUUUCAUGCUUCUUCCGAUGUUCCUCAAGGAAGCCACCUGGGACCGGUGAUCUUCCUACUGUAUUUCAACAAUAUCCAUCUUAUCAUUGAAGGACCCCGACUAUCGUAUUAAUGAAAAGUGUUCGGUUUUAGCUCCCAGUGAUGAUCGGUUGUCCGGGAGAAAACAAAUAAACGAUAGCAGUGCGCGUAUCAAUUUAUUGCAUGAAGCCUUGCAUGCAAGUUGUUUCCCUCCAAUAAAUAAAGUGAGGUUAAUGUAAUAUAAACAAAUACCAGAACCGUAUGUGUUAAAUUACAGUAGAUAACAGUGGUGUGACUACUAUUUCUAUGCUUCACAACCUACGGCAUUCAGUAAAUUACCAGUGGGCGGCCUCAGCCGCAAAUGGAUUUACUUGUGUGCGCUAUAAUUUUGGUGAGAUGAUCACACUCACAACGUCGGUGGCGUGCUAACACCACAUACACUACCCGUCAUAAGUACGGACUCACAAAAAGUAUUGCAACAAUAUUGCAUCACCUUGCAUCACCCUGACUCACCUCGAUAUCUCCAAAACCUGAGGACUUACAAAGAUGCUGUCUUCAGAAGUUAUUCAGAAGACCAAAAGCUACAACUUUUCUGAAGGCGGCAUUGUUGCAGGUGUACUGGAUUUAGAGAUAUCGAGGUGAGUCAGGGUGAUGCAAUAUUGUUGCAAUACUUUUUGUGAGUCCGUACUUAUGACGGGUAGUGUAUAAGCAGAGUCGUAAGGGGAGGCAAGGGUAAAAAGCUCCUACCUUGGCAAGUAACACAUUGCAAAAGUUAAGUCUCGCUUUUUUAUUAUUAUUACUUUUUGUUCGUUCUAUUUUACUUCUUCUUUUUUCCAAUACAUCAAGUUAAAAUAUACUUAUUUAUACGAUUAAAUAUUUGAUUUUGUAUUACUAAAUUGUGUGUAUUAUUAUUUGUCUGUGUUUGUAUUACUUUGUGUUACUAUUAUCAUUCUCUCUUUCUUUUUUUCCUUUUCCUGUGUAAUUAAAGUAGUUAAAGACCAGAGUAUGGGGUUAACAGUACUCUAGAAACCUACUGGAAUAAUAGCUAUAAUGUAAUGAUCUUCGAUCAGUAUAAAAAAUCCUAGUGUCAUGUGGAGUUAAGAGGAUGAAAACCCAAAAAUACCUGGCCAAACUACAAACUUUGAUGAGGUUAUGACAAAAAAAAAACUCAACGAUAUUGGAUAAAGAUAGGAUCCAAUGAAAUCUUAAAAAAUAAAGUUCAUUCAAGUAAAUCUUCAUCAUGCAAAGGGAGCAACCGCUGUACUUUGCAAAAGAUUUGCUGAGAGCCAACUGGAUAUUGCUCUUAUCCAAAAGCCAUGGACAAACAACAGUACACGAAAAAAAAUUUCCAUAUGGAAUAUAUAAGAAAAUGUUAUACAUUUUUGCCAUUUCGUUUUCCUAAUAAAGCUCAUUUGAGUGCGUUAUAUGAAACAUAACAUACACCGAAUACAAAGUAUAAGUUUUAACUUAUGAAUGCCAUUUGCUCUUUGUAAUAAUUUAUAUUAGAAUUUCCUCAUAGUAUGUAUGCAUCAAACCUAAUAAAAUAUAUUUCUGUAUAUUUUGUUUGAAAUUCCUAAUAUUUUACUUUUUUCCUUAUUUUUACUAAAACAAUGAAAUUUUGUUUACGCUUCGUACAUAAUUUAUUUAUUCAUUUAAUAAAAUCAACAAGGCUACAGAGCAUACUACAAACUAUAGUAUACUAUCAACUCAAGACCUCACUCAAAAUCGAAAAUGCCAUCCGGAAUCGCUGUUCCGGUAACGGGUUUCGCCACCUUUUGCCAGCCGGUACGCCGGCGGAGCCAACCAGAAUUUCCACUCCGGCAGGAAACAAGCGGGUUGCAGUGCCUAAGUUAUUCAGAGUGUCGAAGGGCAGUGGAGCAAGCAGGGAUCCUUGAUCCGCCCUCGGUUCCGACAAUGGGUGCUGCAGCCGGAUCAUCAAGGUGUAGCAGUGCCAGCUGCGCUCCGGCACCAAAGAAGCUAUUGGCAGUGCUCUCAGUUUGCUGGAGUACAAUUGAGGAGAAGCGGAAUCAGCUAGGAUCUCCUUUUCGGCAGCGCGUGACACCGCCCUUUGCCAGUUGGAACGCCGGGGAAUAGUGAAACCUGAGCCGUAAUCUGCACUCCGUGAAACAAGCCAGAAUCUGCACUCCAGCUGCGACCAAGUGAGUGACUCCGUCGUUUGCCUGCCAGAGUGUUGGGGUAUUGGCCGGGAGGGAAUCUGUUAGCAUUCUGGCUGAGGUUAGUCACGGCAAUGGAACCUAUCCUGUUGAAAAUAAAAAUGCCGAUUAAUCUAUUAGCACAAAAAGUAAGUAGUAAAACACCUACCGUGGUUUUCGAGCGUUGUUUCGCAGGUUUACAAUACUUCUUUUUAUUGCUAGUAAUGUUGCUGGUGGCGAAAUAAAACGUGUCACGAUGGCCUACGUUGAAUAAUAUCUGGCGCCGUUUUUUGUUUGUCUUUCAAAACAAAAUCUUAGAGAAAUUAUUAGUUGAAAUUUAUACUUCUCUAGCCAUAACACAAAACUUAUACAUGGUAUAAGGAAAUGCUAUGGCUAUUAUUGGGUCAUUGUAUGAACACAAUUAGUUGACUUUUUAAAUUCAAUAAGGUCGUUUCUAAUGAAAAACAUAAAUCAAUCUUCAUAAAUAAAAUCAUUAAAUUAUUUUUCGUGUAGGAUAUUAGGAAUACCUACAACUUCUACCAAAUUGAUAUAUAAGGCAGGACAAUCUCUACCACGUGCUGCAAUUUUAGUGAGUGGAAAUGUAAAUGCAUUUCCAAUUACUCAGUUUAUCAAUCGAGACAUAGUUGCAAUUAUGUUGGAAGUACCGACUAUUCACGGAAAAACGGAAAUUUGUAUUGCUGCGGCAUACUUUCCGGGAGAUGUGGAUGAUAUACCUCCACCAGAAGUGGCAGCUUUUGUUUCAUAUUGUAGAAAGCAAAAUAAAGCUUUCAUAAUUGGAUGUGAUGCGAAUGCCCAUCAUACAAUAUGGGCUAGCACAGACAUCAACAAUAGGGGCGAACACCUUUUAGAUUUCAUUUCUGGAAAUAAGAUCGAUUUAUGUAACAAAGGCGAAGAACCUACUUUUACGAAUGCCAUUAGACAAGAAGUUCUUGAUUUAACGUUGUGUAGUCCUACACUAUCAGAAAAAAAUCAAAAAUUGGCAUGUGUCAGACGAAACCUCUUUAUCUGAUCACAAGCAUAUUUUGUUUGAAUAUGAGGCUGGUCAUCAACUCAUAGAAACUACGAGAAAUCCUAGGAAGACAAACUGGGAGCUUUAUACUUCAAAACUUUCUACGGGAAUUCUACGGGACAGUUUCAAUAACAUCCCAAAUUCUUGUUAUGGGCUUGAAAAUAGCGCUACAACACUUUCAAGCCUGAUUCAACAGGCAUUCCAUAGCAGUUGUGCUCCUAAGGAACGCUCUUCAAAUAGAGAUGUGCCUUGGUGGAAUAACAACCUGCAAAAACUACGAAAGAAAACCCGGAAACUAUUUAACCGGGCUAAAAGAACACAACAGUGGGAACAAUACAAAGAGUUCCUCACAAUUUAUAACAGAGAAAUCUGAAGGUCAAAGAGGAUAAAUUGGAGGCACACAUGUGAAAACAUUGAGAGUACUCCAAUUGCAGCCAGGUUGCAAAAAGUCCUCGCUAAAGACCAUUCUAUUGGCCUGGGAACUCUUAAAAAAGAGAAUGGCUCUUUUACAACGAGUACCAGUGAAAUUUUAGAAACAAUGAUGAAAACGCAUUUUCCGUGUUCUACGCUUGUUUCAACUCAAGACCAAGAUGCAUCUGUAUCGCAAACUGAUGACAAUGAAACCAGAAGAUAUAGUCAUGAAAUUCAUGAUUCAACUGGGUUAGAAAGUUUCAGGAGUGAUGCAUGCAUUAUGGCCAAUAAAAUUAUAACAGAACAAAAAGUUGAAUGGGCGAUAGAUUCCUUUGAACCCUUCAAAGCGCCUGGUAGGGAUGGAAUUUUUCCUGUACUACUGCAGAAGGGUAAAGAAACCUUAACACCCAUUUUAACUAAAUUGUUCAGAUUGAGCUUAUCGUUAUGCUACAUCCCUAAAGCUUGGCGAGAAGUGCGUGUCACUUUUAUACCAAAGCCAAGUAAGAAGGAUAAAUCAUCACCAAAAUCCUUCAGACCCAUAAGUUUAUCGUCCGUUAUGUUAAAAAUAAUGGAAAAAUUACUAGACGAGCAUAUUAAAUCGUCAUACUUAACAAAAAGCCCUUUAAGCAACAUCAAGAGGGCAAAUCUUCGGUAACUGCACUUCAUAAGUUGAUUACAAACUGGAAAGAUCUUUUGAAGCAAAAGAGAUUUCACUUGCAGCGUUCCUUGACAUUGAAGGAGCGUUCGAUAACACAUCCUACAGUUCAAUAAGGAAUGCUAUGUCAAAACGUGGUUUUGACGGGUGUAUUGUUAAUUGGAUUGGAAAAAUGUUAUCAGAAAGAGAGAUAUCAUCAAACCUUGGCAGCUCAUUUAUUAGCGUUAGAGCAGUGAAAGGGUGCCCACAAGGAGGCGUGCUAUCACCUUUAUUGUGGUCCUUGGUAGUUGAUGAUCUUCUCAAACAAUUGGAAGCACAGGGCUUUGAAAUAAUUGGCUUCGCUGAUGACAUAGUCAUAGUAGUCCGUGGUAAAUAUGACCAUAUUUUCAGUAACAGAAUGCAAACUGCCUUAAAUCUGGUCACUUCAUGGUGCGAUAAGGAAGGCUUAAAUGUCAAUCCUUCUAAAACCACGGUCGUACCGUUUACACGAAAGAGACAAAUUUCAAUAACUAACCUAAAAUUGAAAGGAACUCUUUUGGAACUUUCAAGCACAGUCAAGUAUCUCGGAAUACAUCUUGACAGUAAGCUAAACUGGAAUUUGCAUCUUGAGCAAGUGAUUGGAAAAGCCACAAAUGCUCUAUGGAUCAGCAAAAAAACUUUUGGUAAAAAAUGGGGACUGAAGCCGAAAAUGAUCUAUUGGAUUUACACGGCAAUUGUGAGACCCAGAGUUACAUAUGCGUCACUAAUCUGGUGGCCUAAAACAAAUGAAAAGCUAGCUCAGAAGAAGCUUGAAAAACUUCAAAGACUUGCUGGUCUUUCAAUUACUGGUGCAAUGCGAAGUACGCCGACUAAAGCGCUAGACACUUUACUCUUCUUACUUCCAUUGCAUCAAUUUGUUCAAUUAGAAGCUACAAAGAGUGCUUUGAAGGUUAAAAGAACUACAAACCUCUUUGAAGGUGACCUGAGAGGCCAUCUAAGUAUUCUAAAAUCAAUUAGUAUCAACUCGUUAAUCACAAGUAAUAGUGAUUGGAUGAGCAGAAGGUACAAUUUUGAACGCACUUUUGAAGUGAUUAAUCCUGGGCGAUAUCUGUGGACAAAUGGGGGCCCAGAACUACAUCCAGGAUCAAUCGUAUUUUACACCGACGGUUCGAAACUGAACGACCAAGUUGGUGCAGGAGUAACUGGCCCCGGAAUUAACGUAUCAAUUCCCAUGGGCAAAUGGCCAACUGUUUUUCAAGCUGAAAUUCAGGCAAUUUUAGAAUGUUGUAAUAUUUGUUUACGCAGAAAUUACAGAUAUUCAAAAAUAUGCAUUAUGUCUGAUAGUCAAGCAGCUCUAAAUGCUUUGAAAUCAGCAACAUGCUCUUCCAAACUUGUUUGGGAGUGUAUCCUAUCACUCCAACAAUUAGCUUGCCGUAAUCAGGUGAAGCUGUUUUGGGUUCCAGGACACUGUGGAAUUGAUGGAAACGAACAAGCUGAUAUGUUAGCAAGACUUGGUUCGUCACACCAAUUCAUAGGACCAGAACCGUUUUGUGGUGUGUCUGGGUGUUCUCUCAGAAUGGAGUUUAAAACAUGGGAACAUGAAAAAAUAAUAUCCAACUGGGAAAAUACCACUUUUGCGAGGCAGUCAAAACGUUUCAUAAAGCCAAACUUUUCAAACACUCGCAAAAUCUUAGAGCUGUCAAAAACAGAUCUAAGUACUUUUACUGGCCUGCUAACAGGCCAUUGUCCGAGCCGUUAUCAUAUGAAGCUAAUCGGAAAGCUUCAGAAUGAUGUAUGUCGUUUUUGCGACAUUGAUACAGAAGACUCGGAACAUUUGUUAUGCCGUUGUCCGGCAAUUGCUGUUAAAAGAAUUAGGUUCUUCGACAAGGGGCUGAUAGAACCCCUUGAUGUCUGGAGAACAAAUCCCAAUACGGUUGUACAGUUUAUCCGAGCUGUGUCACCAUGUUGGGAUCAAACGCACAGUCAAGGUUUGAUUAUUGCUAACAGUAGUAAUACGUCAACUUGAUA